CUGUGCUUGUGUGGGGCCACCACUACUUGAAUGAUAGACUCUGAAAUAGCAAAAGAAUUAUUUUACAAGCUGCAUAUGGCACAUCGUGGUAGGGUUUAGUCUUGCUUGUAUUUUGACAAUGCAUACUUGAAAUCUAUAAGGUGUUCUGCUCUACUAGUUGGAACAAUAGUAUUGUGUAAAUAGGAGAAGUGGCUUGGAGGGCAGUUUUGUAGAAAAUCCAUUUGAUUUUAGGUUGCUUGGGAGUUGUGCCCAGCAAGGGGAUGGACCACCCAGCGAGAGUGGAAGUGGGAUUUCUGAUACUACUUCAGUGCUUCCUUUGAUAAACGAGGUGUUCCUCAAGCACAUGGAAGAUCUUCCUAAUAUGGUUUUCUUUGAUAUAGAGACAACUGGUUUAGAUUUAGAUUGUGAUAUUGUACAGCUUUCUGCUGCAGUCGGGGAUCAAACCUUUAAUCAGUAUGUUUUGCCAAGUAAACCGAUAAUGCAACAGGCUGCUGAAGUAACUGGUUUAACUUUAAAAGAUGGUGUAUUGCAUUUGAAAGGAAAGAAAAUAGAAAGUGUUGGGGCAAAAGAUGCAUUCCAGCAUUUUGUGAAUUGGUUAAAGCCUUUUGCUCCAUUAGUAUUGGUAGCACAUAAUUGUUACAAUUUUGAUUCUAAGAGGUUGAUUAAUUCAAUGGAAAAGCAUGGUGUUGAACCUGCCUUGCAUGAGGUUGUCACUGGAUUUCUGGACACCUUGCCUCUCUUCAGACAUGUUCUCCCCAAUCUGACGAACCACAAACAGGAAACUAUUGUUCGUGCUGUGCUUCAUGAAACCUACAGUGCACACGAUGCACUUCAGGAUGUAAAAUCACUUCAGAGAGUUGUAAAUAUCUUAAAUUUACCAGCUGGUACUUUGAAGACUUUCUCUUUUACUUACGAGUCUUUAAAGGAGAAGAUGGAGUACAGUAGAGAAGCAAAAUUGAAAUCCAAAAGCCUAAAACCUCUGAUUGGCUCAAACUACAUAUCUGAGAAUAUAGCAGACAAACUAGGUAAAGCAGGUGUUGAUUUUGAGCUUCUAAAGUCCUUUUAUUUGAGAGGAGGAAGAGAGUUCUUAACUGAAGUAUUCACUGAGCCAAAGGGACCAGACCAACCUCAAGCCAGACUGCGUGCAAGUACUAUUAAUAGUAUCUGUGAAUAUUUUUCAAUAGUGUAUGCAGAAGGUGCUCAUGCAGGUGUGGGGUCUUAGUGAAAGAAUCGGUUGCAUGAAAAUGGUGUAUUUUCAUUUUUACAUUUAUCUUCCCUCACACGUACACAGGCCAUGUACAGAAAUCUAACAUGUUCCUAUCAUAUAUACAUAAUUUUGAGCUUUAAACCUUGUAUUUUCUUGGUAGUGGAGGAUGCAAGUUAUUCUUAAGUUCUGCAUUAUGCAAGUGGAGCAAUUGUGCACUUUUUAAAUGUUGGAUGAAUAUCCAAGUUUAAAGGUUAGCAUCAGGGCAGUAUGUUGCAACCUUUUAGCUAAUUGCUCCAUUUAGCACUUCAGUUUGAACUGUAAUUGAUUUUCUGUAUUUGCACUCUUGUUUUUUAUACUGCUCUUGUUUAAAAGUGAAAUAGUCUUUAGUUUUGUACAUAAUUACUUCACCACUGUAGGAUUUGAGAUUUGUACAAAUAUAUGCAUUUGUACAGGUAGUAGUUUCUUUUAACUACCCUGGUUUAUGUAGAUUUGAUGUUCUUUUGGUUAAUAUUUCUUUGCCUUUUUAUGAUUAUAGAGUAAGUUUUCAGAUCAAUUGGAUUAUUAUGUAAAUCUGAAAGAAUUCCUGUUAGUUUCGUUUUCUGGGAAGGGUUUACAAAUCUGAGUAAUAUUGGGACAUCCGACCAUUUUGAUAGUAAACAUGUAAAUGCACUGGACUUGACUGCAAGGUGUCUGUUUUGCUGGUGUGUAUUACAUAUAAAUGAACUGGUUUAUAUAUUCUGACAUAUUCAGACAAACCAACUUUAUUGAAACUAGUGAGUAUUUACUUUUACUUGUGGCAUUUGUUUCUUGAUAUUUUUUCCACUCAUUGCCCAUUUGUUAAA
Messenger RNA from Penaeus indicus, 2049 nucleotides. RefSeq names its product DNA polymerase III PolC-type-like (gene exu). The coding region runs from base 344 to 1222 and encodes 292 amino acids. Gene Ontology annotation, biological process: DNA catabolic process. NCBI's taxonomy places the organism in Eukaryota, Metazoa, Arthropoda, Malacostraca, Decapoda, Penaeidae. The transcript has a single exon. The record is from RefSeq and is a predicted model, not a curated record. Gene Ontology annotation, cellular component: cytoplasm. Gene Ontology annotation, molecular function: nucleic acid binding; 3'-5'-DNA exonuclease activity.